AUGAGCCCAUUGAGAGGACGUAAAAUCCGUCGUAUAUACAUUAAUUCAGAGGAUAAUUACAAUGAAAAUUCUUUGAGUAAAAUUAAUAACGGUAACUAUGAUGAUAACUACAACAGGUAUAAUCACUACAGAAAGCUUUCAAAACUCAGUGGAAUUAACCUGUCGGAAAUUGGACAAGUUGGGGGAGUUGGAACAGGAUCAGGAAUGUGUAUUGAAAAGGCUUCCAGCAACCUGGGAAACCUUGAAAACAAUAUUGCCGAUUUUAAUGGAGUGAAUCUGGGAGAAUCUACUCACAAUAAUAAACAAGUAGUGAAUGCCAUUAUAGGCGAUUAUCGAAUAAAUCAAGGUAUAAAUAUUGAAAAUAUUUGUAAAGAUGAUGCAAGUAUGCUUAAUAAUUCUCAAGAAAACAUGUAUAUAAAAAACCUUAAUCCUAUUCAACUUAAAUAUCUGCAGAAGACUCAGAAGAUGUUAUCCUAUGAGCUUUCUAACUAUAAAUCAGGUAUUAAACAACUUUUAUCAAUACCAGAAUAUUUACCUUGUGACAUGUAA
Molecule: messenger RNA, 549 nt
Organism: Cryptosporidium ubiquitum
Lineage: Eukaryota; Apicomplexa; Conoidasida; Eucoccidiorida; Cryptosporidiidae
Exons: 1
Coding region: 1-549 (182 amino acids)
Source: RefSeq, a predicted model, not a curated record